Cottoperca gobio is the source of this 4873-nucleotide messenger RNA. It is a transcript of the gene frmd8, whose product is annotated as FERM domain containing 8. The record is from RefSeq and is a predicted model, not a curated record. Gene Ontology annotation, cellular component: cytoskeleton; plasma membrane. Gene Ontology annotation, biological process: negative regulation of canonical Wnt signaling pathway. The transcript is spliced from 11 exons. Lineage: Eukaryota; Metazoa; Chordata; Actinopteri; Perciformes; Bovichtidae. The coding region runs from base 407 to 1825 and encodes 472 amino acids.
AUUCGACUCAUUCUCGGGAUCCUACCUUUUUGAACCUGUAAAAGUCUUCAAAAUGCACACAGUCUGUUAGCCGUGUUCUUUCAAAUUAUCUACCAUACACUUUGCAUUGUUUGUAUUUAGCUCUUUUAAUUUAACUUCGUUCGUGAAUUCUUCAGUUAAAGUUGUGUUUCAAAUAUUCCAGAGUGACUGUCACACCCAGUAAAGAGCCGUUCAGAAGAAGCGAAUCAUCCGCCGGUCACACACUAACUGUUGCACUGCCCGGAAAGCUAGUUUCAGACAACUGGUAGCCAAAGCCGUGGGAAUAACAGCGAAUCGUAUAUAGCUACAGUAUUUACACAAUUAGCUUUCCCAUCCCGCGCAUAGGCAGCAAGUGGAGGGAAAUUUUACGAAAACUGGCAGAGUAGAGAUGGACGGAGACGACUGCAGUUUUCCUCCAGAUUCAUCAGAUGAUCACUCUCAAAGAGGAAGUGUUGCUUCUUCUGCAACACUCUCCCGUGCUCAAGAUGUGCUUGUAUACCUCUGUGGUGACAGUGCAGUACAAUUAUCAGUAGAAGGGCUUGGCAGUGUCUCAGUGCAGGAGUUGGGCCGCAGUGUUCGCGAUGCUCUCCAUAUUCCUGAGUCUGCACAGGAUGCUUUUGCUUUCUGGCUUUCUUCUCCACUGCUCGAAUUGCAGUUAAAGGCAAGGCAUCAACCGUACAAGCUGUGUCGGCAGUGGCAGGACUUGCUCUAUCGCUUCACUGAGGCCUCAGAGGAAGACAUUUCACAAGAUGAACCAUGUCUCCAGUAUCGUAGGAACGUGUUUUAUCCUAAAUCUAAAGAGCUGCAGAUAGAUGACGAGGGAGUGCUGAGGCUUCUGUAUGAGGAGGCCAGGGGCAACAUUCUCAUGGGUCGAUACCCCUGCGACCCCGAGCACUGGACGGGUCUCGGAGCCUUGUCUGUUGCUCUCGACGAGGGUACUGGUCUUGAUGGGCAACAAUUUACUUCUACUAUAAGAGGGAAGAAGCUGUCUUCUUUUCUGCCUCCACAUGUUGCCAUGGGGAGUGGAGGCUUGCUCUCCACUCUUCGAGGGAAGUCGAGCCGUCAGACAGGGCUGCAGCAGAACCUCUUGGAGGAGUACAGGAAGAUCAGCACAUCUGCUGGAAUCUCUUCUGAGCCCACACGGCUCCUACACCAGUACCUCAACACAUGUCACACUCUGCCUUAUUAUGGGUGCGCUUUCUUCUUUGGAGAGAUUGACAAACCAGUGCAAGGGAUUCUCCAAAGGACCAAACGCAAAGCUGUCAAUGUUGGCAUCUGCCUGGAGGGAGUUUAUGUGAUGGAUGUCAAAGAGAAGCAUGUGCUGCUUGGCCUGCAUUUCAACGAGCUUUCCUGGGACCACAGCUACCCCGAGGACCAGGGGGACUCGCACAUUCUGUGGCUGGAGUUUGAUGGAGAUGAAGACGGCACUCCUGUCAACAAGUUACUAAAGAUCUACUCAAAACAGGCAGAGCUAAUGAGCGGCUUCAUUGAGUUCUGUGUGGAGCUGAAGUCUGCGUCUGAUGGAGGAGCUGCAGCUGAAAUGGACGGUGAGCUGAGUCUGUCCCAGCAGCCUGCUGGGCAAGAUGGCAAAAACAAGAACGGACGCGGAGGACGGCGCGGGAUGCUGCGCAGACAAAGCAGCGUUCUGUGCAGUCGGGUCCAUUCACUUAACACUAUCAGCUACGUGGACAACGGAAAAGAAAUCAAACGCUUGAAGCCGAAACGAGCAGCGUCCUUCUUCACCCGUCAGGCGACUGCACCCACGUACUCUGCUGUGCAAGUGACGGAGAGUCUGGAGCAGGGUUAAACUCGCUGAUCAACUCUCCCCCCCACGCAUCCCAAAGACCAAAUAUGAACAUUUUACACUGACAUUUGAGGAAAAGACUUGAUAAAAGCUUGAGACAUUUAACUGAUAAUAUAUGAACAUGCAAAGGACCAAGCGAGGGAUCUAAGUGUGAGUGACAAUAUUUAUCUUCUAAAGUUGUGUGUGUAUAUUAAGAGUACAGUAAUGUGAAAAACUAAAUAAUCUAUUAACCGCUACGCUUCCAAGGUUAAACUGAAGUGGCUAUUCUAUUAGAGGGUUUUACAUAAAGACAAUGAAAUGACACUCGAGAGUGCAGACCUCCGCCAAGGCCAAUGGUGCAUUCACAUGCUUCUAGAAAGGUCAGAUUUCCUGGGUCGGGAAGUCAUUCUUCCAAUUUUAGUGUGUUCAUAAGCAAAAGGAUAUGUUGUAUUUUAUGGCUCAGAGCGAUUAAGAAACACGUGGAUAUCUGUUCCUGGGAAUUUUCCCAGUCGAAAUCCAAUUUCUCCGAUAAUUCCAACACCACGUGAAAGCAGCACAAAUGUCCUAUCUUGCAAUGUUAACCAAAGUGAGACUUGAGGAGUGUAUCCGCCUUGUGAUUCGGAUCCGCUCCAAAAUGUAACGGGCUGUUCUUUGGCCCACGCUUCACUCUUCCAUCAAGUUUCAUGAAAGUCAGGCCAGUAGUUUUUCCGUAACCCUGGUGACAGACAAACACACAAACGCACCGGGCUGAAAACAAUCCUUGGCGGAGAUAAAUGCAGCGUUGUCUGAGCACCAUAUGAUGGAGUGACUUCAUGAGUCUGAGACGAGCCUUAGAGAAAUCCUCAGACAACGACUCCAAUUGACAACUGUGCGAUAUCUCAUGAGCGCGUUGCCCUUUCUGCAGCACUCCAGAGCUGCUGUUAAUCAGAAGUGUUGAACCUCAUUAGAGUAUACCCACUGCAUUACAUCUUUCUACUCUCACUGGGGGUUGAACUUCAAGAACUACAGUACAUGUCCCCAUAUAACAUUAAACAUUGUGUGAGAGUGACCACAAACUCUUUCAGGGGACGAUCUAAGGGCGUGUUUCUACUAUUCUGCUUUUUCAAACUGCCAGUGCCUUGUUGUCACCUAAGGGUGAAGACACUUUAGUAAUGUACUGGUAGAAACGUUUAGUGUUGGUGUUAGUGACCAUGAAGAAGCCGUAUGGGAGCACAUUGUCUGUAUUGGGGAAGUACAUGCUUUUAAGACAUAAUAUUUGCGGAUUGUUGUUGUUGCAGGUAGGAGCCGGCGGGGCGUCCCACUUUUAAAAAUAAUUCUACAGUAAUUUUCAUUUGUAAAAGUAGUCCAAACCGGUAAAAUAACAGGACGAAACAGACAUUUUAAAGCAUUAUGUUGUUGAAGCUACGUAAAAUGACCCAUUUACGUCCUCAUUGGACAGCAUCAAUUGAUUUGCACCAAUAAAAGAAUCAAAUUAGAGUCAAGAACCACCCAAAGCUGAAAGUUAGUUAGCAAUUAUUUAAUCCUACCCAGCUCUUAUUCUUGCCACUGAAUGGUUAGCAUAUCGUAUUCAACGUUUAAAGAGUGAACAAGAUGCCUGUAGAUUGGCUGAGGAAUGAACUUCACAAAUGCAGGUAAUACAAAAACUAAUUUAACAAAAGGGCUCUUUGGAUCCAACGACAUUUCAUGAGACCAGUAAGAGUUUGAACUGCCCUGACAAAGACUGAGGUUGAAACGUGUAGGCGCUAAGCCCAUUUAUCAAAGGGGUUUCAAUUUUUGCAAAGCACUGUACUUGGUAUUUUUUGGUUAUGACUUAUUGAUCACACAGCUAACCGCUUUCUUUUUUUGAUAUUCAAAGUUUAACUUUCAAUCUGCACCAUUGGUACAUGUGACAUCCACGCACAGUUGACUCAAAGUUGCUUGGUCCGACCUGAUCAGCAAAGUAAACUGAUGCAAUAUUGUACUUGUGCAACUUCUGGCACAAGAAGACAAAACGAGAACGCUUCCUGUUUAGCACUACUUUCACAUUAUGACCUCCAUUUGAAUUUAUUUUAUUUAUUGGUUAUUCAGUUUAAAAAUAGCGUUUUCUCAACACGUUAAGGAACAUAACUGCGUCUAAAAAAUAAAAAUAAAUCACCAAACUUUGAGAUACAUUUUCACGGGACAGGACUCUGUCUUAUUGCACAGACCAACUGACCAAGAACUUUUGACUAUGCUGUUGAAAUCUCAGUCUGUACACCAAAGCAAGCCUAUCUAACGUGCUGCAACACAGUAUGCUACCUUAACACGCCAGAGACCGACGCCACCGCAUGGCAGAGACCUCCAGGUGUCUCUCUGAGCUUCACCCUAAUGCUGAUACAUUUAACAAACAAGCGCACCUCACUAAUGGCCAUUUAUUAUACUGCCUUCCACUGAUUUGAGAUGUGACGUCAUGUAUUCUUCCUGAUUUCUCCUGGGCAUGUACUGUAGAAUAUUUUUACUUUUCUAUGCUUUGACUCGUUAUACGUCGGCUACCGUCUGUAACCUAACUGCAGCAGUCCAAUAUAUUGUUGCUAACUUACACUAUGCAUGUCACAUUGUAGAAUAGGCAUUCCACCACAGACUACACACAUCUUGUGAUACUGCACUAUUACUACUAAUACACUGUUUAUAAACCUGUUUUUGUAUUGUUUGUUAGCUUUUACCAGAGAAUAUUUGUAUUUCAUUUUCAUAUACUUGUCAGUGUUCGUACACAAGAAUGAAAUGAAGAAAUAGGUAAUUGAAAGCAUCAUAUUUUUAAGCAAUCAGUUUGCAGGAGCAUUAAGUGCCUUUUUGUUUGUACAGCAUUGCAUCUGAAUGAGUGUUUUGGUGCUUGGAAACCAGGAAUGGACAAUUGUUAUUGCUAUGGUUUAAAAUAGUUAUUGUGUUUUAUAAUAUAUUUCCCACAUUUUCAGCUAGACCAUGCAUUUCAUCUUUCAUACAGUAGCUGAUGUGAGUAUAUUGAUAUACUGGAUGACUACACUGUGCUGCUGUUGACCCGUGUGAUUCCUCUCAAUAGAGUAGUCAGUCUGCCUUCAAUAAAAUAUGUCUGAUAUC